AUGAUGUCAUUUCUCACCCAGCCGCUUUCACCUCGAUCGACCAGCUCAUUAAGCUUUGAUUGUGACGAGGGGGUUGUGCAACCGACCCUGUCGCAAAUACGCACACCAGCUUCUAGCUACCGGCCCUUUGUUUGCGAGGAGCCCGGCUGUGGCCGCCGCUUUAAUCGCAAAUUCACGCUCAACGAGCACAAGAAGACGCACACGGGCGAAAAGCCAUAUGUAUGCCCAUUGUCUGAAUGCAGUCGCCGCUUCAGCACAUCUGGCAAUUUAGCGCGCCAUAAACGCCUCCACGCAUCGUUGAAGCCUUUUGAAUGUGACAUCAACGGCUGUAAACGUUCAUUUCCUAGCCAAGAAAAGCUUGACCAUCACACUAAGAUUCACACUGCUCGGAAGACACACAUGUGCCGAGUGAAUGGCUGCACCAAGACCUUCAGCACAGCUGGCAAUCUCACCCGACAUAUCAAAACUCGCCACCCAGGUCUUAUAAAGACCUCCUUUACUUCAUAUCCGUAUGACCAAUUAAGUCCCGUGUCUAGACAAGAACCGUCACUUCAAUACUUGCCAGCACAUCAAGCUGACCGCACGCUAUCUGUUAACAUAAUCCCAGCUGGUAAAACGAAAAUGGAGUUUGAUUCGAUAGAACAUCCGUCAUAUCAUGACGAAAUGUCGGGUUUCCACAUGACUUACGCAUUUGCAACAAAGAUCUCACAGGGUACAGCUGUGGCUUCAGCCAUGGAGCCCACCGUCAGCGGUUGCAGCAUAAGUGUGCUGGACGAGGUGAUAGAAUUCGAGCUCACUAAAAGUAAGCUAGCAUGA
Messenger RNA from Plasmopara halstedii, 816 nucleotides. Its product is annotated as FOG: Zn-finger. Gene Ontology annotation, cellular component: nucleus. The coding region runs from base 1 to 816 and encodes 271 amino acids. The record is from RefSeq and is a predicted model, not a curated record. Gene Ontology annotation, biological process: regulation of transcription by RNA polymerase II. Lineage: Eukaryota; Oomycota; Peronosporomycetes; Peronosporales; Peronosporaceae. The transcript has a single exon. Gene Ontology annotation, molecular function: RNA polymerase II cis-regulatory region sequence-specific DNA binding; DNA-binding transcription factor activity, RNA polymerase II-specific.